Molecule: messenger RNA, 459 nt
Organism: Trichoderma citrinoviride
Lineage: Eukaryota; Fungi; Ascomycota; Sordariomycetes; Hypocreales; Hypocreaceae
Product: mitochondrial import translocase, subunit Tom22
Exons: 2
Coding region: 1-459 (152 amino acids)
Biological process (GO): intracellular protein transport
Cellular component (GO): mitochondrial outer membrane
Source: RefSeq, a predicted model, not a curated record
AUGGUUACCCUUACCGAGGUCGAGGACGAGCACUUCCAGCACGCCCACGCCGUUGAAAUCGAGGACGACGACUUUACCGAUACCGAAUCCGAAAUUUCCAACGAGUCCGACUUCGACCCCUCAGAAGAGACGCUCGCCGAGCGCCUGUACGCCCUCCGCGACAUCAUCCCGCCCACGACCCGCGGCUGGGUCUCGAGCCGCGUCAACGCCGUCGCCGGCGCCGCCUGGAGCGCGCUGUCCUUUGGCGGCAAGAGCGCCUGGGUCAUCACCACGUCGGCGCUCUUCCUCGGCGUGCCGUUUGCGCUCUCGUUCGCCGAGGACCAGCAGCUGACGGCCAUGGAGGCCGAGUACAACAUGCGCCAGACGGGCAGCGAGCUGCUGACCGCGGGGGCGGACCAGAGCACGGCGGAGCAGGUGGGCGCGGCGCUGGGGUCUGAGCAGGCCAAGCCGGCGCUGUGA